AUGGAUUUAAAAAAGAUGUCAAAUGCGGAUAAAGUGACUCUUUGCCGGCGCUAUUUCUAUAUCGGAUUUGCGUUGUUGCCAUUGGUUUGGAUUGUUAAUGCAGUCUGGUUCUUUAGAUGCGCAUUCAUUGAGCCAUCACCAGUUCAGAAGAUUCUCAGGCGAUAUGUGUUGUAUUCAAUUAUCGGCGCCUCUUUGUGGUUGCUGCUGCUCAUGGCAUGGGAAAUAUUCUUUCAGUUCGAACGAGCCAAAGGUUUAGAGUGGACCGAUCGUUUAUCAUUUGUCUUUCCAGUUGGAUACGUGUAA
Molecule: messenger RNA, 303 nt
Organism: Gongylonema pulchrum
Lineage: Eukaryota; Metazoa; Nematoda; Chromadorea; Rhabditida; Gongylonematidae
Source: the annotation of a GenBank genome assembly